Messenger RNA from Pyricularia pennisetigena, 1740 nucleotides. RefSeq lists its product as uncharacterized. Bases 1 to 1740 code for a protein of 579 amino acids. Gene Ontology annotation, cellular component: nuclear inner membrane. The transcript has 2 exons. The record is from RefSeq and is a predicted model, not a curated record. Gene Ontology annotation, molecular function: chromatin binding. NCBI's taxonomy places the organism in Eukaryota, Fungi, Ascomycota, Sordariomycetes, Magnaporthales, Pyriculariaceae.
AUGCCUCCAACGCAACUCUCUCAAUUCACCUACCGAUCCCCGCCAACUCCAUCACCUACCCCUAUCCCCCCACCCUCGCCCACCUUUGAAGACUGGUGGUCCGCCCAACUGAAGCAGCACCCGUUCCUGUCCCCGACCUUCGACCCCUGGCGCGCCACGGUCCCCGUCCUCCGCCGCUCCCUGACCACGCUGGGCUUCCCCACGACGCCGGGCGCGCGCAAGCCCGCCCUCGUCCGCGCCUUCGAGGACAGCGCCCCGCUCCUCAUCCCCCAGUUCGAAGCCAACCUCAAGGCCUGCUUUCCCCCCUUGCCGCCACAGCCGCUGCGGCCACGGGGCAUCAAGCGGUCUAGAGGGAAACGCGACAACGACCAAGGGCAAAGACAAGAGGAGGAGAAGGAGGCAGAGGAGAAUGAGGGAACAAAAACGCAGCUGGAGCUAAAGAGACAGAGGCUGGCGAGGCUGAACCGCGACGAGUUGGAUGAUUUGGUGCAGCUUCGUGAUGACAUGCGGGCGGCCGAGAAGCGGCUCGAGUUGAGCAUGCGGGAGUUUGAGAGCGUGAGGUGGAAGGUGCAGCGUCUGAUGGACGAGUUGAAUAGGGGUCUGGUUGGGCUGGAUGACGCGAGGGCUAAAUGUGCCGAGUGGGGGAAGAAUCCAAGCCGGUUUCUCAUCAAACCAAGCAGCAGAAAAAAGAAAAUGCCCAACACCAGAUCCAACGCCAUGCCCUCUCCUUCCAAAGCCCUCACCGAGUCCGAAUACUGGGACGAGCAGUGCGCGAGCUACCCCUUCCUGGCCGACGACUUUGACGCGACCAAGCUCCGGGUGCCCGUCCUGCGCAACACCCUCGGGGCCCUCGACAUCGACUUCCCCAGCAACGCCCGCAAGGCCGAGCUCGUUCAGCUUUUCAACGACCACUCGGCCGGGCCCAUCUCGGCAUUCAGGGAAUACGUGCGCAAGGGAUACGCCGACUUUGCCGCCAAGGAAGAGGAGGAUGAGAGGAAGAAACGCAAAGAAGCAGAGAAGCAGACGACCGAGGAUACCGAGGCAAGAAAAACCAAAACCCCAGCCGCCGUCGCCACCGACGACGCCCCGCCGCCCGCGCCAGACGAGCCCGCCACCCCCGAUCCCGAGGAAGCAGCGGCACACCACACCCGGCUCUGGGUGUCGGGGGCGCUGGGCCCGCUGAGGCAGGAAAAGGUCUCUGAGCUGUACGGCAGCCUGCUGCCGCUGGCGGGCAUCGACCCGCAGGGCCACGACGAGGGCAUGCAGUGGCCCGUCGAGGACGUCGUGCGGGUCCUGGGCAGCGCCCCGUUCGAGCGCCGCUUCAAGGCCAUCUCUGCCAUGCUGGACCUCGAGCGCGACCGGCGGGAGCGCGGCGAGCAGCCCGACACCCCCGUGUACCCGCGGCCCCCGCCUGGUGGUGGUGACGGUGGUGAGGCCGGGGCCUCGGCGGCUCGGAAGCGCAGGCGCAGGGACGCGGUGCUCCAGGCGGCCAAGCGCGUCAAGGUGACGCCCGAGGAGGACGCGGCCUUCCGCAAGCUGCUGCAGCAGGCCAGGACGGCGGCGUUUGAGGAGCUCGAGGAGGCCGCUAUGGAUUUUGACACCUCCAAGAAGGCGUGCCUGAACGAGAUUGAGCUCAUGACCGACGCCGUCGAUGAGAUGAGGAGGAACUGGACCCUUUUGCGCAACGCCGGAACGGACGUGGAGGAGUUGAUCGACGAGUUUUCUCAGGUUGAGGAUUAA